This is a messenger RNA of Diaporthe citri, 1689 nucleotides long. RefSeq lists its product as uncharacterized. The transcript is spliced from 2 exons. Gene Ontology annotation, molecular function: carbohydrate:proton symporter activity. The record is from RefSeq and is a predicted model, not a curated record. The coding region runs from base 1 to 1689 and encodes 562 amino acids. Gene Ontology annotation, cellular component: membrane. Gene Ontology annotation, biological process: transmembrane transport; carbohydrate transport. NCBI's taxonomy places the organism in Eukaryota, Fungi, Ascomycota, Sordariomycetes, Diaporthales, Diaporthaceae.
AUGGCGCCUCCCACCUUCCUCGGCCUGUCAGGGCGGCCGCUCUCCCUGCUCGUGUCCGUCAUCGCGACUACGGGUUUCCUGCUCUUCGGAUACGAUCAAGGUGUCAUGAGCGGCAUCAUCACCGCAGCGCCCUUUAACAACAUGUUCGAACCGACCAAGAACAACAGCACCAUGCAGGGGUUCACCACGGCCAUCUACGAGGUCGGGUGUCUCUUCGGCGCCAUGCUCAUCCUCGGGGUCGGCGACCUGCUCGGCCGGCGUCGCGUCAUCAUCAUGGGCGGCCUCGUCAUGACCCUCGGCGUGCUCAUCCAGAUCACCGCCAUCCACGGCUCGUCCCCGUUCGCGCAGUUCAUCGUCGGCCGCGUGGUCAUGGGCGUCGGCAACGGCAUGAACACGUCCACCAUCCCGACGUACCAGGCCGAGUGCUCGCGCACCACGAACCGCGGCCUGCUCAUCUGCAUCGAGGGCGGCGUCAUCGCCUUCGGCACCUGCAUCGCGUACUGGAUCGACUACGGCGCCAGCUACGGGCCGGACGAGCUGACGUGGCGCUUCCCCAUCGCCUUCCAGAUCGUCUUCGCGCUCAUCAUCUCCGUGCCCAUGUGGUUCCUGCCCGAGUCGCCCCGCUGGCUGCUCACCCACGAGCGCUACGAGGAGGCCGAGAUCGUCAUCGCCGCCCUGCGCGGCUACGAGCUCGAGAGCACCGAGACGGCCCUGGAGCGCGACGUCAUCGUCGACUCGAUCCGCGCCUCGGGCGGCUUCUCCAAGUCGACGCCGUACAGCACCCUCUUCACCAACGGCAAGACGCAGCACUUCCGGCGCAUGAUGCUGGGCGCGUCGUCGCAGCUCAUGCAGCAGAUCGGCGGCUGCAACGCCGUCAUCUACUACUUCCCCAUCCUGUUCGAGGAGUCCAUCAUGCCGGGCAACCGCAACCUGUCGCUCAUCCUCGGCGGCGUCAACAUGAUCGUGUACUCCAUCUUCGCCACCGUGUCGUGGUUCAUCAUCGAGCGCGUGGGCCGCAGGAAGCUGUUCCUGUACGGGACCAUCGGCCAGAUGACCUCGAUGAUCAUCACGUUCGCGUGCCUGAUCCCGGGGACGCAGACGGCGGCCAAGGGCGCCGCCGUGGGGCUCUUCACGUACAUCGCCAGCUUCGGCGCCAGCUGGCUGCCGCUGCCGUGGCUGUACCCGGCCGAGGUGAACCCCAUCAAGACGCGCGCCAAGGCCAACGCCGUGUCGACGUGCACCAACUGGCUCUUCAACUUCCUCAUCGUCAUGGUGACGCCCAUCAUGAUCUCCAACAUCGGCUGGGGCACCUACCUCUUCUUCGCCGUCGUCAACGCCUGCUUCCUGCCCGUCAUCUGGUUCUUCUACCCGGAGACGGCCCGCCGCUCGCUCGAGGAGAUCGACAUCAUCUUCGCCAAGGGCAGCGUCGAGAACAUGUCGUACGUCCGCGCGGCCAAGGAGCUGCCCUACCUGACCGACGAGGAGGUCGAGCGCGAGGCCAUGCGCUACGGCCUCAUCGAGACCGUCGAGAGGGUCCACCAGCACCACAGCGUCGCCGACCCGGAGAAGACCGCCGCGGGGCGCAAGUCGUCCGACUCGGAGAAGGCAUACGCCGUGCAGAACCGCAGCGGCGACAGCUCCGACGACGUCGACGGCGCCGCGGCCACGAGUGGCCUGAGCACUCACUAA